Sphaerodactylus townsendi is the source of this 1867-nucleotide messenger RNA. RefSeq names its product vesicle trafficking 1 (gene VTA1). Lineage: Eukaryota; Metazoa; Chordata; Lepidosauria; Squamata; Sphaerodactylidae. Gene Ontology annotation, cellular component: multivesicular body. Gene Ontology annotation, biological process: late endosome to vacuole transport via multivesicular body sorting pathway. The coding region runs from base 228 to 1037 and encodes 269 amino acids. The transcript has 9 exons. The record is from RefSeq and is a predicted model, not a curated record.
CGCCUUGAGUUGAAUCUGUAGCGUCAUGUCGGCCUCGGAUCUUCCUCCACUACCCCCGCAGUUCAAGGCUGUUCAGCAUGUUCUGAGAACCGCGCAGGAGCUGGAGAAGCGGGAGCCUGUGGUGUCUUAUUAUUAUUGAAGCACAGAUAACAAGAUAAAGGGGCUAAUAGAUACAUUAUAACAUAGAAAAUCACAUAGUUUUAUUGGCAUGUGCCUGUGUACUCAACAUGGGCCGUUUAUAUGCUAUGCAGACGGGUAUGAAGAUUGAUAGUAAAACACCAGAGUGUCGCAAAUUUUUAUGCAAGCUCAUGGAUCAGCUGGAAGCUAUGAAGAAGCAGUUGGGUGAUAAUGAAGCUAUUACUCAAGAAAUAGUUGGCUGUGCUCAUGUGGAAAAUUAUGCAUUGAAAAUGUUUCUUUAUGCAGAUAAUGAAGAUCGAGCUGGGCGAUUUCACAAAAACAUGAUUAAGUCUUUUUAUACAGCAAGUCUUCUAAUAGAUGUCCUGACUGUAUUUGGAGAACUAACAGAUGAAAAUGUUCAACACAGGAAGUAUGCCAGGUGGAAGGCAACAUACAUUCAUAAUUGUCUAAAAAAUGGAGAAACACCCGAAUCUGGACCUAUUGGAAUGGAAGGCGAAUACUAUGAUGAAAAUGAAGAAGUUGGAUCCCCUGCUCUGCCUGGCCAAGAAUCUCAGGCAUCAUCAUCUGCCUUGGAGCCAAGCAAUGUGCCCACAAGCAAUUAUACUGGCAUACAUAUCCCACCAGGAGCUCAUGCUCCAGCUAACACUCCCGCUGAAGUUCCUCACACCACAGGUGUGACAAGUGCUUCAAUUCAACCCACUCCUCCAGAUGUCCCCAUUGUAGAUCCUUCACUUUAUAAUGUGCAACCUGCAGGGGAACUUCGUUUGUCUCCUGAAGAUUUUGCCAGGGCUCAGAAAUAUUGCAAAUAUGCUGGCAGUGCUUUGCAAUAUGAAGAUGUGAAUACUGCUGUUCAGAAUCUACAGAAAGCUCUCAAGUUACUGACUACGGGGAGAGAAUGAUGCCUUUGUCCUGCAGAUUCAUGACUUUCACCUAAAGAACUAACAGUCUAUUAAUUCCUACCUUCAGCCUGUCAGGGAAACACAGUUGCACAAAAGCAUUUGAUUUCUGUGACAAUAAAAGGAAAUCUGUGUAAGAUUUCUUUCUGUAGACUAGUGUGGAGCUACACUUAAAACGUCCGAGUAGAGCGACAAAAUGACCUGGCUACAAUAGUUUGAAUUCUAGAUGUCAAUUAUCGGCACUUCUAGGCCAGCGUUCCAAAACACCCCAACAUUUGUCCUGUGUUUAGUAUUCACAAACUGGAAGACAAACGGACCAGUUUUAUUGGAUUGUGCCUAGAACAUGUUGCAAAUGUUGUAAACAAAAUACACUUUUUCAAAUUGAACAUUUGACAUAAUAAAAUGAUAUGCCAGAAGAAAAUAAAUGCUUCAGAUGGGUUUUGUUUUUUAGGAAUUUGUUAUAUGAAAGCUUUGAAGAUGCUUUAGACGAACCACUGUGUUCCUGAUCAAAGCUCUCAUCAGAAUUUUGUUAUCUACCUCUAUGUGGUUGAUUUCUUUUUUAAGCAUGAAAGAUAAUACACCUGAAAUUUAAAUUCUAAAUGCAGACAGAGAAUUUGGGUUUGGGGCAAAUACUGGAAGAGAACAUGACUAUAAUAGGAUAAUAAAAUAUUUGGACUUGAAAGAAGUUGAGAGUUCUUCAUAUACAUCUACUGUUCACCCACAGAAAGAUUUCUACACCAUCACUGAGUUGUAUACUCUAUUAAUAUGUUGUACCCUCUAUAAGUGUUGUUGAAUUAGAAAUAUGUUAAAAUAAAAAUCUUUUAGUAUGAAAA